AUGCUUCUCCAGCUCAACCUCCUUGCCGUCGGCGCCACCCUGGCCACCGUCGCCUCCGCCGUGGGCAACGCGCGCGUUGUCAACAACUGCCCCUUUGAGGUAACCACAUGGUCCGUCGGCAGCACCGUUUCGGGCCCCUACACGCUGCAGACGGGUGGCGUCUACAGCGAGCCGUUUACGCGUGACCCCCGGACCGGCGGUCGGGCCAUCAAGACGACCAUCGACCGCGACGGCCUGUACACCGGCCAGCCACAGACCAUCUUUGCGUACAACCUGCAAGGCAACCACGUUUGGUACGACCUGAGCAACGUCUUUGGCAACGCCUUUCAGGGCCACCGGCUGGUCGUGGCUAGUGGGGAUGCCGAGUGCCAAGCCAUUGCUUGGGAGGACGGCAUUCCCCCUGCCGGCAGCCAGGUCAAGAACUGCCAGGAGCAGGCCGAUGUUACCUUGUCCCUUUGCCAAGGAUAA
Messenger RNA from Hirsutella rhossiliensis, 468 nucleotides. RefSeq lists its product as uncharacterized. The record is from RefSeq and is a predicted model, not a curated record. NCBI's taxonomy places the organism in Eukaryota, Fungi, Ascomycota, Sordariomycetes, Hypocreales, Ophiocordycipitaceae. The coding region runs from base 1 to 468 and encodes 155 amino acids. The transcript has a single exon.